This is a messenger RNA of Prunus armeniaca (apricot), 1029 nucleotides long. NCBI's taxonomy places the organism in Eukaryota, Viridiplantae, Streptophyta, Magnoliopsida, Rosales, Rosaceae. The record is from the annotation of a GenBank genome assembly.
AUGUCUCCGCUUCGUUGCAUUCUCUUCCUCGCUGCACUCUGCUCUCUGAUUCCUGCUCUUCACGCUAGCGCUGGCGAUGCUGAUCCGAUUUACAAGUCUUGUGUGGUGCAGUGUGAAAAAUCUGGAUGUGUAGGAGAGAAAUGCUUUCAACACUGUAAAUUUUCAUCUGAUGGGAAACCUAUUGAUGGUCCAUGGUACAUGCAAGAACCGCUUUAUUUGCGCUGGAAACAAUGGGACUGCCGCAGUGACUGCAGGUACCACUGCAUGCUUGCUAGGGAGGAAGAGAGAGAGAAACUUGGUGAUAAGCCUGUCAAGUAUCAUGGAAAAUGGCCAUUUCAGCGUGUUUAUGGCAUCCAGGAACCUGUUGCUGUUGCUCUUUCUGCUCUCAAUCUUGCCAUGCAAUUUCAUGGUUGGAUUUCUUUUUUCAUCCUUGUAUACUACAAAUUGCCUUUGAAUCCAAAUAAGAGGACUUACUACGAAUAUACGGGCGUGUGGCACAUCUAUGGGAUCUUAUCAAUGAACUCUAGGUUUUGGAGUGGUGUAUUUCACAGCCGAGAUGUGGAGUUAACAGAGAAGCUAGAUAUUUCUUCUGCUGUAGCACUACUUGGAUUCUCACUCAUUCUAGCAUUACUUCGAGCUUUUAAUGUGAGAGAUGAGGCUGCCAGGGUCAUGGUUUCUGCUCCGCUGAUUGCAUUCGUGACCACACACAUACUGUACCUGAACUUCUAUAAACUUGAUUAUGGUUUGAACAUGAAAGUGUGCAUGGCCAUGGGCAUUGCUCAGCUUCUUACAUGGGCAGUUUGGGCUGGUGUUACUCGACAUCCGUCACGAUGGAAGUUGUGGGUGGUGGUGGCAGGAGGAGGCCUUGCCAUGGUCUUCGAGAUAUAUGACUUCCCACCUUACCGGGGUUAUAUAGAUGCACUUGCUCUCUGGAAUGCAAUCAACAUACCUCUUACAUACCUUUGGUGGAGUUUUGUCAGGGAUGAUGCUGAGUUUAUGACAUCGGCCCUCCUGAAGAAAGCAAAGUAG